Molecule: messenger RNA, 6135 nt
Organism: Saccharomyces eubayanus
Lineage: Eukaryota; Fungi; Ascomycota; Saccharomycetes; Saccharomycetales; Saccharomycetaceae
Gene: CCH1
Product: calcium channel protein CCH1
Exons: 1
Coding region: 1-6135 (2044 amino acids)
Biological process (GO): calcium ion import across plasma membrane
Cellular component (GO): membrane; voltage-gated calcium channel complex
Molecular function (GO): high voltage-gated calcium channel activity; calcium ion binding
Source: RefSeq, a predicted model, not a curated record
AUGGAAGGAAGGAAAAGGACACUCACAGAGCCAUUCGAGCCAAACAAGAAUCCCUUCGCUGACAAUGCAGCUAUAAUGACGGAAGAUAGUGAAGACGAAGUUGAAAGAAACGAUGAUCAUUUGGAGACGAGGCCACAGGCUUUGGUACCACCAUCUUUAAACAUUGUGCCACCGGAUAGUACUGGAUAUACAAUUGAAGGUGAACAAGAAGAUAGUAACUCAGACGACAAUGAGAAAGAUGAUUCAUUAAUUUCCAACAUAUUUCGUACUCGUAUCGGAAGGAGUACUAAUAAAAACAUGAGUAGACCUAAGCUUUCUCUUCAAACAGCAUCAUUUAGUGCUGCAGAAUCUUCCGGACGUAACGCUUCGCCUUCGGUAGGGUCUGCCAAAUCUAGUUCACAGCAUAUUGAUUUAAAUGAUGAAAGGCUGCGCAGGCGUAGCUUUAGUAACUACAGCCGAACGUCCAGUAGGCGGGUUUCUAACUCAGCAAGUUCAACCGAUAGACCACCGAGGUCGGCAAAAGUUCUGUCACUAAUUGCUGCUGACGAUAUGGAUGAAUUUGAAGAUUUGCAGAAAGGGUUCAAAAGUGCGAUAGACGAAGAGGGUUUGACGUGGUUACCUCAGUUAAAUAAAAGCCAUACUGGAUCAGUUGCUGGAGAAGAAGGAGAAGGACGAGGAGGGGCAGAAGAAGAUGAAAUAGAGGGAGAAGAAGAUGAUUAUGAUGAAUCAAUAGCUGAUGUACAUACACCCAACGUGGGAACGAGCGCAGCGCCUGGUUCCAUUCACCUUACGCCAGAACUUGGACAAAGUAGACCGCUGUCUGAGGCACACGAGGGCUUUUUAUAUACUUCAAGAAAGAAAUCCAGCCCCAAGUUCAUUGAUCAUUUGUCACCUCAAAAGAAGAGCAAGGAUCAAGCGGAGGUUAAUGAACAUACUAUAGACAUUCCAGAUUUCGAAGCGCUUCAGAAGAAGCUAGAUAAAAGACCUUUUGUUCUUUAUGGACAUUCCCUUGGGAUUUUCUCACCUACAAAUAAAAUAAGAUUGAAAAUUGCUCGCUGUUUGCUGAAUAAACGCUAUUCAUUUCUUUGCAGCCUUUUAUUGACAUUUUAUACUAUACUUCUGGCGGUAAGGACGUACGAUCCUCACAAUGUCGUUUUUUUAUACCGAUUUUCUGACUGGACUGAUUAUUUUAUUUUCAUAUUAUCUGCUUGCUUUACAGCCAAUGAUGUAGCAAAAAUAAUCGCUUUUGGGUUUUGGGAUGACUCUCAAAUGUUCAGUGCAUAUGGGCGUGAGUAUAAAUCAAUCUUACAGAGAUCCGGAAUAAUGAAACUUUAUACAUAUAUGAGAGAGAAAUAUGGCAGUGAACUAAUAGAUUUUAUUAUUCCGUUCAAAAUYGAAUCUACAGAGGAAGAAAAAAAGUACCAACAAAAAUCAUUAACUGCUUCUUUAACACAACCUUAUGGUGCGAAGGGACAGAACAGGUCAUUUGCCACUCCAAGGGCAUUUGCGCGGUCGUCAUGGAAUAGAAUAGAUCUCGUAUCUUCUGUAAGCUUCUGGCUCGGUAUGUUCUUAUCCAUUAGAAGCUACGAUUCAAAAGCAGGCAUAAGAAUAUUCAAGCCCCUAGCUAUACUAAGAAUUCUUCGACUCGUAAAUAUCGAUACCGGUAUGCCAUCAAUUUUAAGAGGACUGAAAUAUGGUAUCCCUCAAUUGGUCAAUGUUAGUUCUAUGUUAGUGUAUUUUUGGAUCUUUUUUGGAAUUUUAGGAGUACAGAUUUUUCAAGGUUCAUUUCGAAGACAAUGUGUGUGGUAUAAUUCCGAAGACCCUACUGAUACAUAUCAAUACAACCUGCAGUUUUGCGGCGGCCAUCUUGACCCAGUGACAAAACAAAGACAAAACUAUAUCUAUGAGGAUGGUACUGAAGGUCCUGUUUCAAAGGGCUUUCUUUGCCCACAAUAUUCCAAGUGUGUUUCUAAUGCUAAUCCGUAUAACGGUAGAAUUAGCUUCGAUAAUAUUGUCAAUUCGAUGGAACUUGUCUUUGUUAUAAUGAGUGCUAACACCUUCACUGAUUUGAUGUAUUAUACGAUGGAUUCAGAUGAAAUGGCUGCAUGUUUGUUUUUUAUCGUUUGUAUUUUUGUCUUAACUAUUUGGCUACUGAAUUUACUUAUUGCAGUUCUGGUGUCUUCUUUCGAAAUAGCUAACGAGGAGUACAAGAAGAGAAAGACAAUAUAUGGUUCAAAAAACAUGGGUUAUAUUGCGCGUUUGAUAACAGGCUAUUGGAAAUAUUUUAAACUGAAGGCAAACCAAGCCAAAUUUCCAAAUUGGUCUCAGAAAGGGCAAAUGAUCUACUCUUAUGUUGAGUUUAUUUUUGUUAUGCUUAUUAUCUGUGAUAUAGGUAUGCGUGCCUCUGUGAAGGUGACAACUUCCGCACAUUAUGCCAAUAUUCUCUUAAAGACUGACAGAGGAAUUUCAAUCGUUCUUUUCAUCGAAUCAAUAGUAAGGCUAAUAUUAUAUCUACCCAACAUGUGGAAGUUUUUGACAAAACCCAGCUACGUGUACGAUCUUAUCAUCUCGAUUAUCACUCUGGUUAUUAGUUGCCUUGCUGUCGAAGGAGUUUUAGGACAUGCAUAUGCUUGGCUGUCCAUAUUUCAGAUAUCCAGAUUUUAUAGAGUGAUCAUAUCAUUCAACUUAACAAAAAAAUUAUGGAAACAGAUAUUAGGUAACGGUGUUAUGAUUUGGAAUUUAUCUUCCUUUUACUUUUUUUUCACCUUUUUGGUUGCUAUAGUUAUGGCUGUGUAUUUCGAAGGUGUCGUUCCACCAGAGGAGAUGGCAGACCAGCCGUUCGGAAUGUAUUCAUUACCGAAUUCAUUUCUAUCAUUGUUUAUUAUUGGGUCCACUGAAAAUUGGACAGAUAUCUUAUACCCACUUCAAAAACACUCUCCUAAUAUUUCCUCAGCUUUUUUUUGUUCAGUGCUUUUCAUUAUAUGGUUUCUCUUGUCCAAUUCAGUGAUUUUGAAUAUUUUCAUUGCAUUGAUAUCAGAGAGUAUGGAAGUAAAAGAAGAGGAAAAAAGACCGCAACAGAUAAAACAUUAUCUGAAAUUUGUCUAUCCUCAAAAGAUCCAAGAAUAUACACAUGCGAGUUUAAUAGCAAGGAUUAGAAAAAAGCUUUUUGGAAGUCGUAGCAAUGAAGACACCAGAGAUUUCAAACAAUUUCUUAUGAGAGGAACUGCAAUCAUGAACAUAGCACAAAAUAUGGGAGAAUUAGCCGACGAACUCAAAGAACCUCCAUCUCAGAAUAUAAUUCAAAGAGGUUUAUCAAAGCUCACAAAGGGCGUUCCAUCAUUGAGACGAUUAAGAAUGUUCGCUAAUAAUCCAUUUUAUAAGAGUAGUGAUGUUGUAUUCACAGAAACGAACGAUAUCAACGGAAGAACCUAUGUUUUGCAGUUGAAUGAAUAUGAAGAAGAAAAGUUAGAAUAUUUGAAAAGGUAUCCUUUGUUCAAUUAUUCGUAUUAUUUCUUUUCUCCUCAGCAUAGGUUUCGGAAAUUUUGUCAACGCCUUGUACCACCCAGUACUGGUAAAAGAACUGACGGCACACGAUUCGUUGAGGAUAGUACAGAUCUAUACAAUAAGAGAAGCUAUUUUCACCACAUUGAAAGGGACGUGUUCGUUUUUAUUUUUGCGCUUGCUACUAUUUUAUUGAUUGUUUGUUCAUGCUACGUCACACCAUUGUACCGUAUGUAUAAUCAUAUGGGAACCUGGAAUUGGUCUUCUGCCUUGGAUUGUGCGUUCAUUGGUGCCUUUUCUAUUGAAUUUAUUGUAAAGACAAUUGCCGAUGGAUUUUUGUAUUCUCCAAAUGCUUACUUAAGGAAUCCAUGGAAUUUUAUUGAUUUUCUCGUCCUCGUCUCAAUGUGGAUUAAUUUGAUUGCUUACCUGAAAAAUAAUGGAAAUUUAUCUAGAAUUUUUAAAGGUUUGACAGCACUGAGAGCACUUAGAUGCCUAACAAUCAGUAACACCGCACGUCAAACAUUUAAUCUUGUCAUGUUUGAUGGUUUGAAUAAGAUUUUUGAAGCAGGGUUAAUAUCAUUGAGUUUACUAUUUCCAUUUACAGUUUGGGGUUUAAAUAUCUUUAAAGGCCGCUUGGGUACUUGCAAUGAUGGAAGUUUAGGCCGUGAGCAAUGUUACAAUGAAUAUUCAAAUUCUGUGUUUCAAUGGGAAAUUAUGUCCCCAAGGGUUUACCAGCAACCAUAUCUUCAUUUAGAUUCUUUCGCAAGUGCAUUCAAUUCAUUAUACCAGAUUAUUUCUUUGGAAGGUUGGGUAGAUUUGUUAGAAGAUAUGAUGAACAGCUCAGGAAUAGGUACACCUGCUACAGUAAUGGGAUCGGCAGGAAGUGCUGUAUUUCUGGUUCUGUUUAAUUUCUUGAGUAUGGUUUUCAUUUUGAACUUGUUUGUUUCCUUCAUUGUCAACAACCAGGCAAGAACAACAGGUAGCGCGUACUAUACUAUAGAAGAAAAAGCAUGGUUGGAAUCUCAGAAACUUUUAUCCCAAGCCAAGCCAAAAGCAAUUCCCAAUUUAAUAGAGCUAUCCAAAAUCAGACAGUUUUUUUACCAAAUUGCUGUUGACAAAAAGAAUCUCUAUUAUGCGUCGUUCCUGCAGAUAGUACUCUAUAUCCAUAUAAUAAUGCUGCUAAGUCGCAGCUACGAUCCGAAGCACUUGAUUGGUUACCAAGGCGUUUUUUUCAUGUUUUCCACCAGUGUAUUCUUGAUCCAGGAAGCAUUCCACAUGUGUGGCGAAGGACCAAGAUUGUAUUUUAGACAAAAGUGGAAUAGUACACGGCUCAGCAUCGUAAUUAUAGCAUUUAUUAUGAAUGCUGUAGCAUUCCAUAUUCCAGCUUCUCACUAUUGGUUUCACAACACCAAAGGGUUUUUUUUAUUGGUAAUAUUUUUAUUCGUAAUACCCCAAAAUGAUACAUUGACUGAACUAUUGGAAACUGCAAUGGCAAGUUUGCCCCCAAUUUUAUCAUUAACUUACACCUGGGGUGUUUUAUUUUUAGUUUAUGCUAUUGCUUUGAAUCAGAUUUUCGGUUUAACAAGGCUAGGAAGCAAUACAACAGAUAACAUAAACUUUAGGACUAUCAUCAAAUCCAUGAUUGUUUUGUUCAGAUGCAGCUUUGGUGAAGGUUGGAACUACAUUAUGAAUGAUCUAACUAUAUCUGAACCCUAUUGUUCUUCUGAUGACAACUCAACAUAUACGGAUUGUGGCUCAGAAACAUACGCAUACUUAUUACUCAUGUCGUGGAAUAUUAUUUCAAUGUAUAUUUUUGUGAAUAUGUUUGUCUCAUUGAUUAUUGGUAAUUUCAGUUAUGUUUAUCGCAGCGGUGGAUCUAGCUCAGGUAUCAACAGAUCAGAGAUAAAAAAGUACAUAGAGGCAUGGUCUAAAUUUGAUACCGACGGAACUGGUGAACUUGAAUUGUCUUACCUUCCAAAAAUAAUGCAUUCAUUUGAUGGCCCACUUUCUUUCAAAAUUUGGGAAGGGAGAUUAACAAUAAAGAAUCUAGUCAAGAACUUUAUGGAGGUAAACCCAGAGGAUCCAUAUGAUGUCAAGAUAGACCUGAAUGGAUUAAAUAAAGAGUUGAACACCAUUAGUAAAGCGAAGGUCAUACAAAGAAAGCUGCAAUAUAGAAGAUUUGUUCAGGGAAUACAUUAUACGAAUGCGUAUAAUGGGGGCAUUAGGUUUUCGGACCUAUUACUACAGAUACCUCUCUUCACCACUUAUUCCGCAAGAGAGUGUUUAGGUAUCGAUCAAUACGUGCAUUACUUGUAUGUAUUGGGUAAAGUGGACAAGUAUCUAGAGAACCAAAGGAACUUCGAUGUUUUAGAAAUGGUGGUGACGAGAUGGAAAUUUCACAGUAGGAUGAAACGUGCUAUUGAACCCGAUUGGGAUGUCAAAGAUCAUUUAGCAUCAUCCCAUAUUUCAAAUAUUGAUAUAAACGUGGAAUCCGUUCCAGAAACUGCAAUGACAGAACCUAUCGGGACACCUAGGAUGAACUAUGGUGUAAACAACUUUAUGUGGUCUCCAAGAAUUGACCAAGCGUCCACGAUGGAACCGACAGAAAAACCAAAAGAUGGUAAUUCAGAAUAA